AUGAACAAAAAUCCAUUUCUCCCUAGUUUUACAGCGCAACAACCUCCUCUUCCUCCUGGUCCUCCUCCUCCUCCUCAGCCAACACAUCCUGAGUAUGCUGCUUGGUGGGCAAACGCAGCUGCAGCUCAGCAAUCACAUGUACAACCUCCAACUGUAGCCCAAUAUAAUCCUCAAUGGACUGCUCCUCAAGUUCCGCGUCCUCCGCCUGAACAAAGUGCUUUAUACGCAAAUUAUGGUUAUGGAUCUCAAAAUAACCAUUGGCAACGCCAGCAGCAGCAACAGCAGCAGUAUCACCCUGCACCACAACUCGUACAACCACCUCAACCACCACCUCAGCCUGCUUAUAAUCCUUACCAGCCAACUGCUGGCUAUCCCCAGCAAUACGUUCCUCAACCUGGUCCACCUCAACCUAUCGUUCAACAGUCGUAUCCUCAUCCACCUACACAACCCCAGCAAUUUUUUGCUCCUCACCUACAACCUCAGCAACAACCUCAGCAACAGCAACCUCGCCACAUUCAUCAUACUCCUCCUCAACACCUUCCUCCAGCUAAACGACAACGAUUCGAUGGUCCCACCAACAACCGACACAAUCCAGGUCAACAUCAUCCACCACCGACACAACCACCACAACCUCAAUUCCAGCCUCCUCCCGCACCACCUCAAAACUUGGGAGUUUUUACCGGUCCUGUCCAUGGUCCCAGUCGUGGUGGAGUACCUGGCCAUACUCCUAUGGGAGGCAACCGGGGAGGUGCCGUUGGCGGCCGUGGAGGUAUUUCUGGCGGUGGAGCUCGUGGUGGAAGGGCAGGUUCAAUGUCCGGCAACAGAGGUGGCCUAGGUGGUCGUGGUCGAGGCGGUAGCUUCGUUGGAGGGGGUGGUGGAGGCGGACGGGGAGGUGGACAACCAAAUGGACCCUUGAGAGGACACGGGUCAAGGGGAAAUUUCGGGGCAAACAGAGAUUAUGGGGGUAGACGAGGUGGUGGAUCAUUCAAUAAUGGGAGUGGAGGAGGAUCAUUCCGUGCUCGCAACCAAGGUGGCAAUCGAGGCGGUCGACACGAUGGAGGGAGUAGUGGCUCCGCGUUCAACUCCAGAGAUGGAACUGCGUUAUCGAACGUCACCAAUGGUAAAAAGGAAGAGAAUCGAAGGACGCUUACAGACUUCAAGAUGGUUGGCCUCUCAAUCCCUGACUUGGAUUGGACUUGGGGCGUGCUACCACCUUCACCCCAGGUGAAGAUAGAAAUGAAAGAGACGGUCAAAGUUGGUUUGGAAGAGUCAAACGUCGUUGUAAAAGAUGAGGAGAUGGAGGACGAUAGUAUCUUGCAGGGGGCCGACUCGUCAAAAUCCGCAGCGGAACCUCAGGUUGAUUCAAAAGCUGAGGCACCAUUAGAUCCUAUGCAUGAUGUAAUGGUGCAGGACACGCCUACUCAAGGGUCCCAAGCUAUAACAACGGCUUUGCCGCGAGUUUCAUCGGACGUGAAUUCCAAUACGCCUCCACCAUCACGAAUCAGGAUAUAUUUUCAUACUCCAGUCACUGCUGAUGAUGCUCGCCCAAUUCCUAAUAGCUCUUCUUUUUCGUAUACGGAUGCCCCUUCAGACACCAGGAAAGGAAAGCGAAAGAAGAUUGAGGACGACGACGCGGAUGGAGAUCUGGAUGACAGUCGAGCUCCUCCGCCACCUCCACAAAUGGCUGGCCUCAACGAUGACCGGUCGAGUGUGGCUGCUAGUGUAGCACCAAGUGUGGCUGAAACUGCGAGUGAAGCCGAUUGGUUAAUGGCUGCCAUUGUCGAAGGUGAAGAGGAAGAUGAGGCAGCCGGUGAGUUACAUCCUCCAGACGACGAGGAAGAGGACAGUGAUCAUAUGCAUGCCCCUGCCAUAAACAAAUUGUCACGGAAUGAUGAUAUUAAAGGUGAAAUGAUUGAUGGCAUUAUUCAUAAUGAUGAUGUAAAUUUGGCGGAGGCGGUGGCUCUUGAGCCUCGUCCAGCGGUAUCUGAGGAAACGGACAGAUCCCUUCCGAGAGAUGAAGUCUCAGCUGUUUCUGUUGCCCCUGUUGUCUCCUCUUCUGGUGUUGUGCUUGAGCAUGUGUCGGUGGAUGGGCCCAUCAAUGGUGUCGAUGCCCCUUUGGCGACGGACAGCGAGUUGGAGCGAACUGAAGGCUUUGCCUUGCCGUCUCCGGACGGUCAUGUUCUUACUGCGCCCUCUGCUUCAGAGGAGCCACCUGUUUCUAUUGCCGCCGAUGCCAUUUCUUCCUCUCAGAAUGACUCUCUGCUCUCUGAAUCUGUCGAGGAACAACCUACUAACCAUCUUGUAUCUGUUCCUACGCAGAUUUUGGACAAUUCAUCAAUAACUCCUGCAAAAUCACUCUCAGCACUCUCAGCGGAUGCGACCCUGCUGAGUAUCGAAACGCAAAAUGUCGAAACUCAAGAGACAAGCCUUGUAGACAAUGGCCCAUCCAUCGUCGUAAACGGCCAUGACGACGAUUCUUCUGCAUCCAAAAUCCACUCUGUUGAAAUGGAUUCUAUUCACGCAGACCAUCUCCCAGAACCACCCGCAUCUCCAACUUCCAACACACUUUUGUCAACAUCGUCAACAUCAACCUUUGAAGACUCCUUGCCUUUUCCUGUCGUUAAAGCUGAAGUCAAUUCAGCGAAAAUUCCAUCAGCAAAUCGCCUGUCGCUAUCAUACGCUGGUGGCAACCGGCGACUUGUCAUUGAUGCUGAGGUUGUCAAGUCGCUCAAGGUCUUCCGUCAAGAGGGCCGUAUCGAAGUUGUCAUUGAGAUAGGCAAAGAGGGAGAUGAUGGAUUGAAAGGAAUAGUCUUGGAAGGCCUUUCCGAUGUUACAAAGUCCUACUUGCCUCUUCCUACUUUGUUGGACAGUUCUGUCGAUGGUGACCCCGAUAUCACCCUGCCUCCAUUCUCAAAAGCAACUUUACCUUCGACCUUGACACUACUUGUCCACCUUGACACAACACGGCCAUUGUCGGAGCCCAAAUGGGCCAAAACAGGUGAUAUACAAGAUUGGUUGAAGAGCAUGUUCGGUCGAAUGUUUUGGGUCUCUGGAGAUGCAGCAGAAGGCUGGGAAAAGAAAAUUCAAGUUGUUGAUCCUGACCCGGCACCUACAAUCUGGACUGUGCUGGAUGGCUGGGCGACCAAUUCACCUGUGGGCGCCCUUAAUGAGCGUCAACGUUUCUUGAAGACCCAUUUGACGGAAACGGACAAUGUCUUGGAAAUUCUUCUUCGACUUGUCCGUGGCGAGCGAGCUACCCCCUUUUCGCAAACUGCCCCAACGAUAUCUGGGCCCAGCAUAUGUGGCCCUCUUCUAUCAGCGCUGUCCCCGGGCUCUGCCCAUGGCGCUCAACAAACCCAUGUAUCCCUUGCAGUUCUUGCCAUGUUCCGCAUGACGGUGGAGUAUGCAAAAAAGGCUUUGGGAGCCAAAGGCAAGGGCGAAGUUGAGGAACGAGUUGGAGAAAUCAUAAGAUGUCUUCCAUCGCAUCUAAUCUACAAAAGCUUGGAUGGCAUAUUCAAGGAGUGGAGGGUAGAGAAGAAAGGGCGGUAA
Laccaria bicolor S238N-H82 is the source of this 3549-nucleotide messenger RNA. RefSeq lists its product as uncharacterized. The transcript is spliced from 5 exons. NCBI's taxonomy places the organism in Eukaryota, Fungi, Basidiomycota, Agaricomycetes, Agaricales, Hydnangiaceae. Bases 1 to 3549 code for a protein of 1182 amino acids. The record is from RefSeq and is a predicted model, not a curated record.